This is a messenger RNA of Mycena citricolor, 1236 nucleotides long. Lineage: Eukaryota; Fungi; Basidiomycota; Agaricomycetes; Agaricales; Mycenaceae. The record is from the annotation of a GenBank genome assembly.
AUGGCCGGCUACUUCAACAACAUGAACAGUGGUUAUCCUCAGACUCAGGAGCAGUUCAUUCAAACCCGUCGUGGUGCGAAUAGCCAACCUGAACGCGACGAUAACAGCUCGGCCAAGCCCUCUGAGGACCAUGAUAAACGAGCUGAGCGACGAGAGAAACCGAGAAAACCUGUGACUAUUGAAGAAGUUAGUGAUAGCGACGAUGAUGAGGAAUCAGUGCGCGACAACGUCGAAAAGGGAAAGGAACUACCGUUUGAGAAAGUCAAGCGCGUUCUACAAGAACCAGUACAUUCUUCAAAAGCGCGCGUUCCAGAUAAAUACCAGUUGCGUGCACCGAUUCAAAAGAAGGCUGUGGCAGAAGCAGUCUACGACAAAAUGAAAAACGCGUCAGUCGACGUCACUGUGGGUGAACUCCUAGCAGUUUCGGGAACUGUCCGCGACUCCAUUCUGAAGGACUCUUCGAAGAAACGAGUACCGGUUCAGAAGUCCAUGCUUCAAGAAACUGGUCGCGUCGUUGAAGACGUUUGGGAUGGAGAACUGAGCUACAACCUAGUCAGUGCUAAGGAAUUGCCCGAGCCUGUGUUCUAUCAUAACACAGUUGAAGGAGAAAUUCCCAUUGGCGCAGUUGUCGCGACGGACCCAUAUGAGAUGUACUUGGAGUCAAUACCCUCUAAUGAGAACCCAAGGCAUGUCUAUGUUGGUGAUUCGUCGGCUGCUCUCAGAACGAUAAACGGACGGAUUAACGCGCGUCUCGACGCGGACUGCAUCCUAGACAGUGGAUCUCAGAUUGUAUCGAUGGCUUUCUCAGAAGCCGUCGACGCACAAUUGAGCUGGGACCCAAAGGUCGUCAUAUAUAUGGAAAGCGCAAAUGGAUCUAUCUCUAAGUCACUGGGAUUAGCGAGAAAUGUACCCUUCAGGUUUGGGACCAUCUUGGUCUACCUGCAGGUGCACAUUUUGGAAAGUCCAGCUUAUAAGGUGUUGCUCGGCAGGCCGUUUGAUAUCGCGACAGAAAGCAAUGUCAAGAACGCGGCCGAUGGCAGCCAGAUAAUCACCAUGCGCGAUCCCAAUUUAAAGACACGUUGUGCAAUGGCUACGCAGCCACGUCGUGCAGACGACUUGCCACGUAACACCAAAAACAACGACGGAUCUACCGAGCCCUACAGUUUGUCGAAACCGACGACCAGUCCAGACGAACCGAACCCUGAACGGGAUUUUCAAAGAGCUUCGAGGAAUUGA